This is a messenger RNA of Striga asiatica, 705 nucleotides long. The record is from the annotation of a GenBank genome assembly. NCBI's taxonomy places the organism in Eukaryota, Viridiplantae, Streptophyta, Magnoliopsida, Lamiales, Orobanchaceae.
UUGGAGAGAGCUUUGCUACCGUCUGAAUAUUUGGAUUUCGAUUUGGAUUUGAAUUUGGUUUUGGAUUUGGCAGAUAGAGUGCAGCUGUUUAAGCGGGAGGAUUUGGAUCUCGAUUUGGAUCUCGAUUUGGUUUUGUAUUUGGCAAAUAGAUUGAAGCUGUUGAAGAGGGAUCCCAUGUCUCGGACUAACGAAGAAGAACGAAUCGCCGCUCUCUCUCUGUCGAUCAAGGGGGCGGCGAUUUGGGGUGGUGUCGGAGAGGUGGCGUUUUGCCUCCCCGUCAAGGUGCGGUCGUUUCUUCGCGGCUGCGACGGCGAGGACGGCUGGAGAUCGAUCGCCGACGCUAGGGCUGCAGCGGAUCGCGACUUUCCUCGACCUGGUGCGGCUGAGACUUGUGGCAUCUCGAACGGCUCUCCGGCGCGGUGCUGUUCGUAUGCGGGGCCAUCGCCGGUGGUCUCGUCAACGGGAGAAAAGGAUAAUGAGAAAAAAGUUGAGCUGGCAAAGCUGGGUGAUCAAAAUCCGAAUAUUAUGAAGGGCCACGUGUCAGAUAGGAAGGGACUCACUUCCUUUUCAACCCAUCGAAUUCGUCAUUGGUGCCCGAAUGGGGAGUUUUCGACCCUCUGUCGCAACCGCCGUCCAAUACGUGGCCCAAUUUCAGAGCAAAACUCGAUUGCCAACCUCUCACGCUCACCUCUGAAGAACAAUUGA